AUGUUAGCAAGAUCAUUAUUACAAAGAUGUUCGAAAACUCCAAUUCAACAAUUAACAUCAUCAAUCUUUAAACAAUCUCAAAUUAGAACUUUUCAACAAUCAUCAAAAUUAAUGAGUGGAGGUGAAGGUGAUGUUAUGUCUCAAAUUUAUGGUGUACCAAAAGAAGGUGUUUAUUCAAAUUUACCAUUCCAAGUUAAAAAUAGAAAAUUUAUUCCAUUUCAAGUUUGGUAUUGGGGUGUUUUAGGAUUCUUUUUUGCUUUCCCAUUUUUAAGUACAGCUUGGCAAAUGUAUAAAUCUGGUGCUUUUAAUCCUCCACCUGAAUAG
Molecule: messenger RNA, 324 nt
Organism: Lodderomyces pseudojiufengensis
Lineage: Eukaryota; Fungi; Ascomycota; Pichiomycetes; Serinales; Debaryomycetaceae
Gene: COX8
Product: cytochrome c oxidase subunit VIII
Exons: 1
Coding region: 1-324 (107 amino acids)
Biological process (GO): mitochondrial electron transport, cytochrome c to oxygen
Source: RefSeq, a predicted model, not a curated record